This is a messenger RNA of Ipomoea triloba (trilobed morning glory), 1567 nucleotides long. Its product is annotated as 1-aminocyclopropane-1-carboxylate synthase 2-like. The record is from RefSeq and is a predicted model, not a curated record. Gene Ontology annotation, biological process: biosynthetic process; amino acid metabolic process. Lineage: Eukaryota; Viridiplantae; Streptophyta; Magnoliopsida; Solanales; Convolvulaceae. Gene Ontology annotation, molecular function: pyridoxal phosphate binding; transaminase activity. The transcript has 4 exons. Bases 4 to 1458 code for a protein of 484 amino acids.
AAGAUGGCAACCAACGAUCAGCACGGCGAAAACUCGCCGUAUUUUGACGGAUGGAAAUCUUACGACAAAGAUCCUUUCCAUCCCACUAGAAAUCCUCACGGUGUUAUUCAAAUGGGUCUCGCUGAAAACCAGCUGUCGUUUGACUUAGUGGAGGAAUGGAUUAAGAAAAAUCCAAAAGCCUCCAUUUGCACGAGUGAAGGAAUUAAAUUAUUCAGAGACAUUGCGAAUUUCCAAGAUUAUCAUGGCUUGCCGGAAUUUAGAAAGGGUGUAGCCAGGUUUAUGGGAAAAGCAAGAGGUAAUAGGGUUAGCUUUGAUCCGGAGCGGAUUGUGAUGGCCGGAGGAGCCACCGGAGCAAACGAGACGGUCAUGUUCUGCUUGGCCGAUCCUGGGGAUGCAUUCUUGGUUCCUUCACCUUACUAUCCAGCAUUCUUGAGAGACUUGAGGUGGAGGACAGGGGUACAGCUAAUUCCCAUCACAUGCAAAACCUCUGACAACUUCCAGAUCAGCAUUGAAGCACUCCAACAAGCUUACGAAAAUGCAAAAGGUGAAAACGUUAACGUCAAGGGCCUUAUAUUGACAAACCCUUCCAACCCAUUGGGUACCACGUUGGACAGGGAAACCUUGCGGAGCAUUGUGAGUUUCACCAACUCGCACAACCUCCACUUCGUCUCCGACGAGAUCUACGCCGGAACCGUUUUCGCCACCCCAGGCUUCGUCAGCGUCGCCGAGAUCUUGGAAGCUGAGAAGCACUUCAACCGCGACCUCAUCCACAUCGUCUACAGCCUCUCCAAAGAUAUGGGCUUCCCCGGGUUCCGAGUGGGCAUCAUCUACUCCUACAACGACGCCGUCGUCAGCUGCGCCCGGAAGAUGUCGAGCUUUAGCCUCGUGUCCAGCCAGACCCAGCACUUGCUUGCUCUCAUGCUGUCCGACGACGAUUUCGUCGACAGGUUUUUGGCGGAGAGUUCUGAGAGAUUGGGCAAACGCCACAAGCUCUUCACCGGCGGACUCGAACAACUGAACAUCAAGUGCUUGAAAAGCAACGCGGGGUUGUUCUGUUGGAUGGAUUUGCGACCCUUGCUCAAAGAACCCACAUUCGACGCCGAGAUGUCGCUCUGGAGAUUGAUCAUAAACGACGUGAAACUCAACGUCUCGCCGGGGUCAUCGUUUGAGUGCCACGAGCCUGGGUGGUUCCGAGUGUGCUUCGCGAAUAUGGACGACGAAACUGUUGAAAUCGCGCUGUCUAGGAUUCGGAGGUUCGUUGGGAAGGAGAAUCCUAAAACUAAACAAAACGAUGAUGGGAACGAUAAGGCUCAGAAGAAGACCAAGCAGCGAUCAUGGCAAAAGAAUCUACAGCUGAGCUUCUCGAAGAGAAAUACUAUGUACGAUGAAAAUAUUAUGGUGGCGUUGUCCCCUCACUCCCCAAUUCCCCGUUCCCCUCUCGUACUAGCUAGGAACUAGAAAUUAAUACUAUCUAGGUAGCUGCUGGCUAACAAUAUUAUAUUCCACUGUUUCCUAAUGUAGCAUUACCGUAAUUCAUUCAUGUCAAGUUACAUUUCGCAUACUAAUA